AUGGCAUGGCCAUGGCUGUCCUGCCUACUGCUUCCUGCCCUUGUCAUGUCUGUGGCAGCCAAUGUGGCUCCUACGUUCCUGUCCAACAUGACAUUAGUGACCCUGCCUGAGGACCUACCCGUGGGUGCUGAGGCCUUCUGGUUGGCAGCCAAGGACUUGGACCAGGACCCUCUGACCUAUGGGAUUAGUGGCUCCUACGCCUACUUCUUCUCUGUCACCGCCAACACUGGGGAAGUGAAGCUGGCCAGCUCUCUGGACUAUGAGACACUCUACUGGUUCGCAGUUAACAUCUCCGUGAACGACGGUCACAACAACCCAGUGCAGAAGGAAUUUCAGGUGAUCGUGGAGGACAGAAAUGACAACGCGCCUGUUUUCCAGAACACCGAUUUCUCCACCAACAUCAGCGAGACCCUGCCAGUCGGCUCCCUGGUGUUCUCGGUGCUGGCUACAGACAAAGACACGGGGUCUGCAGGUGUUGUGAAGUACUACAUAGAGGAGGUCAUCCCGAGCACAGACGACAGCAAGUACCUCUUCAGUAUCCUGCCCAACGGCUCCAUCAUUCUCAAUGGCAGCCUCAGCUACAACAACAAGAGUGCCUUUUACCAGCUGAAGCUGAAGGCUUGUGACUCAGGGGGCAUGUACAACAACAGCUUCAUCACCAGGUGUUCCUUACCUGUCUUCCUGUCCUUCUCUGUGAUCGACCAGCCGGACCUGGACCCUGAGUUUGUCAGGGAGUUGUACUCGGCCUCUGUGGCUGAGGACGCACCCCAGGGAACCUCAGUGCUGAAGGUGGAGGCUGUGGACAGAGACAAAGGCAUCAAUGACCUGAUGAUCUACACCAUCUCCAACUCCACAAGGCCUGGCUGGUUUGACAUUGGGGAAGAUGGGGUGAUCAGGGUUAGCGGCUCCCUGGAUCGUGAGCAGCUGUUGGAGGAGGAGAGUGAGGAGGUGCAUGUGCAGGUCACGGCCACGGAGAUGAACCUCAAUAUCUAUGGGCAGAAGGCCAAGGUGAGCAUAUGGGUCACGCUGAGAGUGACAGACGUCAAUGACCACAAACCUGAGUUUUUCAACUGCAGUCUCCCAAACUGCACCUUCACCCCGCAAGAAGCCCAAGUCAACUUCACGGGCUCUGUGGAUGAGCACUCCUCCACCCGCAUCCCCAUCGAUGACCUCACCAUGGUGGUCUACGACCCAGACAAGGGCCUCAACGGCACCUUCCUGCUGUCCCUGAGGGGCCCCGAUGCCGCAGCCUUCAGCGUCUCCCCUGAGAAGGCGGCAGGUUCAGCCGAUGUACAGGUGCUGGUGAAGGACCCAAGGCUGGUGGACUAUGAGAAGCAGACGGUGAUGCUGGUGCAGGUUGUGGCCACUGACUUCGUCAGUAAGAACUUCUCUGUCGCCUUGGUGACCAUCCAGCUUAGAGACAUUAAUGACCAUCGGCCCGAAUUCCCUGAGAGCCUGUACAACCUCAGUGUCUUAGAGCACAGUGCAGUCGGCUCUGUGGUGACCAACAGCAUCCAUGCCUCAGACCCAGACACGGGCGAGGGGGGCCACAUCACCUACAGCCUGCUUCCAGGGAAUGGGGAAGAUAUCUUUAAGGUGGACCCAGAGUCAGGGACAGUGACGGUGAGAAACAGCACGCUGUUGGACCGGGAGAAGCAGGCCGUGUACUACCUCACGCUGCAGGCCACCGAUGGCGGGAACCUGUCGUCCUCCACGAUGCUAGAGAUCCACGUGCUGGACAUCAAUGACAACAAGCCGGUGGUCAGCGGCUCCUACAACAUCUUUGUGCAGGAGGAGGAGGGCAAUGUCUCCAUAACCAUCCAGGCUCACGAUGACGACCAGCCAGGCACCAACAACAGCCGUCUGUACUUCAGCCUGCUGCCCAGUCCCUACAGCCACAACUUCUCAGUGGACCCUGACACAGGGCUUCUCAGAAACCUGGGGCCCCUGGACAGAGAGGCCAUUGAUCCCGCCCUGGAGGGCCGAAUUGUGCUGACUGUGCGUGUGUCUGACUGUGGAGUGCCUGUCCUCAGCACUGAGGUCAACGUCACCAUCACUGUGGAGGACAUCAAUGAUAAUGUGCCCAUCUUCAACCAGUCCAACUACAUCUUCCUUGUGAAGGAGAGAGACCCAGGAGUGCUGGUGGGCGUGGUGAAGGCCUCGGAUGCAGACCAGACGGAAGCCAACAACCGCAUCAGCUUCAGCCUGUCGGGGAGCGGCGCCAACAACUUCAUGAUCCGAGGCUCACUGCUGGGUUCUGGGUGGGCUGAGGGCAGCCUUUGGCUGCCCUCAGAUGUGAGCCUGGACUAUGAGACCCAGGCGUCCUUCAAUCUGACAGUGAGUGCUGAGAACCCAGGCCCCCAGGGAGCUGAGGCCACAGCAGGAAUCUUUGUGCGUGUGCAGGAUGUCAACGAUGAGCCACCCACCCUGAGCCCGGCCUCGCUCCAGGGCAUCCGUGUGGCUGAGAAUGGCUCGCAGCAUGGCCUGGUGGCUCAGGUGGUCGCCUUGGAUGUGGAUACUGAUGCCCAGCUGGAGGUGCAGCUUGUGAACGUCAUCUGUACCAAGGCCGGGGCCGACGUGGGCAGCCUGUGCCACGGCUGGUUCUCUGUGGUGGCCAAUGGCUCUGUGUUCAUCAGUCAGAGCCAGGCCAUUGACUAUGAGACCUGUGACCUGGUCACGCUGGUCGUGCGGGCCUAUGACCUCACAACGGACCCCCGCUUCCAGGCCUACAGUGACAAUGGAAGCCUCCCCAUCACCAUCGAGGACAUAAAUGACAAUGCACCCUAUUUUCUGCCUGAGGAUAAGACUUUUGUGAUCAUCCCAGAACUUGUGUUGCCCAACCAGCAGGUGGCUUCUGUCCGGGCCAGAGACAAUGACUCAGGGAGCAACGGGGCCAUCGUCUUCUCCCUCCUCCAAGUGGACUUCAUCGCCAAGGAUGGGGUCGUGACCCCUUAUCCGGGCUUCUUCCAGGCUUCCACCUCCUCGGAGGCUGACGUGUUCAUUGGCCACAUUGAGCUGGUGACCAGCCUUGAUUCCACUCUCCAAGGCACCUACCAAGUGACAGUCCAGGCCAAGGACAGUCCUUCAGUGGGUCCUGCCCAGGAAGCCAUAAUGACCCUGAAUCUCUUCACUGUGGACCAGAGUUACUGCUUGAGGCUGCAGUUCUCCAGAGUGAAGGAGGCGGUGGGCGCCAGCGUGACCGAGAUUAAGAAGGCUCUUGCCCAGGCGACCAGGACUACUGUCUACAUUGUGAACAUUAAAGACAUAGAAUCCAACGCUCGGGCCAGAGGCCGUUCCUACCUCGAUGCCUACUUUGUCUUCCCGAAUGGUUCAGCCCUGACACAUGAUCAGCUGAAUGUGUUGAUCCAUGAUGAUGAGGACUCAAUGACACAGCUGCUGCAGCUGGGACUCGUGGUGGUGGGUGCCCAGGAGAGUCCGGAGUCAGACCUGCCGAAGCUGCUCAGUGCCGUCAUCAUAGGAUUGGGAGUGGCUUUGCUGUUGGUCAUUGUGAUCAUGACCACGACCCUCUUGUGUGUCCGAAAGAGCUACCAGCGGAAGCUUCGGGCUAUAAAAGCUGCCAAGGAGGCCCGGAAAACAGCAGCAGGUGUGAUGCCCUCAACCUCUGCCAUCCCUGGGACUAACAUGUACACCACUGAGCGGGCCAAUCCCAUGCUGAACCUCCCCACUAAGGACCUGGGCUUUGAGUCCCAAUCUUCCACCAGCGACCUGGACAAUCUCAGCCUCAACUCCCUGGAUGACAACUCUGUGGACGUGGACAAGAACACACAGGAAACCAAGGAGACCCUGCACAGCCUGAUGGAGCCCGACACAGAGCCCCUGAGCACGGUGCUCUCAGGAAGGCAGGCGGGCAUCGGUGGGCGGCAGCAGGAGCUGGCCUUCACCAACGCGGGCCUGGAUACCACAGACCUGUGA
Messenger RNA from Miniopterus natalensis, 3933 nucleotides. RefSeq names its product cadherin related family member 2 (gene CDHR2). Gene Ontology annotation, cellular component: plasma membrane. Gene Ontology annotation, molecular function: calcium ion binding; cell adhesion molecule binding. Gene Ontology annotation, biological process: homophilic cell-cell adhesion. The record is from RefSeq and is a predicted model, not a curated record. Lineage: Eukaryota; Metazoa; Chordata; Mammalia; Chiroptera; Miniopteridae.